GGCCGAGGGGGCAGGGUCUCUUCCCUCACCCUCCCCGCUCUUUUUUUUUUUUUUUUUGAAAUAAAUAACUUGAGGAGAAGAGGAAACGCUUUCGGGAUUGACCCUCUCCGGCCGCCGUGCCUCGGUUUCCCUACGCGGGGUGGGGGGAGCGGGAGGCGGCGGCGGCGGCGCCAUGGCUGACGCGGCGGCGGCCGCGACCCUCUCCGAGUCCGGCUGGUACCUGUCAGAUGAAGGGAUCGAGGCUUGCACAAACUCACCUGAAAAAGUCAACAUCAACGAUAUUAUCCUGAUUGCACUUAAUACAGACUUGAGAGCCAUCGGCAAGAAGUUUCUCCCAACUGACAUCAAUGGCGGAAAAGUAGAAAAGCUAGAAGGCCCCUGUGUUCUGCAGAUUCAAAAAAUCCGCAAUAUAGCUGCACCGAAGGACAAUGAAGAAUCUUCGGUGGCUCCCAGAAUGCUGCGUUUGCAGAUGACCGAUGGGCACACAAGCUGCACGGCGAUAGAAUAUACUUACAUGUCGAAAAUAAGUCUGAACACACCUCCUGGAACAAAAAUUAAGCUGCUGGGAAUCGUGGAAGUGAAAAAUGGCUUUCUCCUUCUGGAUGACAGCAACACGGUGGUUCUUGGAGGGGAAGUGGAGCAUCUGAUAGAAAAAUGGGAGUUGCAAAGGAGUUUAUCAAAGCACAACAGAAGCAACAUAGGAACAGAAGGAGGGCCUCCUCCCUUUCUCCCUUUUGGACAGAGAUGCGUAUCUCAGCUUCAAGUGGACAGCAAGGAAUUGGACCGCCGAAAAACCCUGCAGGUGACGAACGUGGUGAAGCCGAUGGGCGACAACGAUGAAUUUGAAAAACAGCGGACGGCUGCUAUUGCCGAAGUUGCAAAAAGCAAGGAGACCAAGACUUUUGGAGGCGGUGGAAGUAAUACUCGAAGCAACCUCAGUUUGAAUGCAGUAGGGAAUCGGAGCAGAGACGUAUUCCAGAAAGAGAAGACGAAGCCUGAAGGAAAAAAUGAAGGUGUCUAUCGUGAAUUGGUUGAUGAAAAGGCGCUCAAACACAUAACAGAAAUGGGCUUUAGCAAGGAGGCCGCCCGGCAGGCUCUCAUGGAUAAUAGCAACAACCUUGAAGCUUCAUUAAAUUUCCUCCUCAACAGCAAUAAACAAGCCACCGCUCAAGGACCAGCCGCUAGAGGAAAAGGAAAGGGGAGAGGCCGAAUAAGACCUGAAGAUGAGGAAGAACUUGGAAACGCGAGGCCAUCUGCUCCAAGCACUUUGUUUGACUUUCUCGAGUCAAAAAUGGGUACUCUCACGGUAGAAGAACCAAAGGCACGGGUGGCAUUGCAGCAUCACGGACACCAGAGAGUGCCCAACGCUGAGCAGAACGGCGUAAAAAUACAUAACCAUCCAAGAUACGUGUCUCGAAACGAACCCCGGCAGCCGAGGAACGAGAAGCCGCCGCGCUUUCAAAGAGAUAGUCAAAACUCGAGACACCACACGGACGGAAGCGGAUUGCCGAGGACCAGGCCUUCCGAAAGGCAGAAUUCCCUGGGCCCUGAUCAGUGGUCCGAAGAGAAAAAUAAGUGCGAUAGACUUUACCCACGGAAAGAUUUUGGAUACCCUACGGCCGGUCAUUCGGAGGACCUUCCUUUCAAGAGGAGGGAGCCCCCCGUGCAAAACAGACCGGGAAAAAUCGGGUCGCUCAUGGAAAUGAAAGAAAACUCUUCCGGCCACGAUCCGACCGACAACAACAACCAGAAACAAGGAAGUCAGAUACAUCACCCCAACAAUUUCUGCGAUAGGAAAACGUUGAUCCUAGCGAAUGAUUCUUAUACCGGCUUAAAAAACGAGCAGCCGUUCGGUAUGUCCGUAGACUAUCCGAAUCCGGUUAGGACUGAUCCCUUUUGUUCCGUACCCAACGGCGAUUUGGAACAUUUCCCCAAAGGGAGGCGGGUCGGACCUAUUAAAAUGCCUCCCCAAAACAUGGCCAUGCCCUUUGAUGUCAAAAUGUACUAUGAUUCCGGUCCCAAAAAGCGAUCUGGGCCCAUCAAGCCGGAAAAAACGUUGGAGCCACCUGUUUCGGGAGAAUACGAGAAAAGUUGGCAACCGGGCGAUGAAUGUUUCGCUCUUUAUUGGGAAGACAACAAGUUUUAUCGGGCAGAAAUCGAAGCUCUCCAUUCUUCUGGGACAACUGCUGUUGUUAAAUUUUGUGACUAUGGAAACUAUGAAGAAGUGUUAUUAUGCAACAUCAGGCCUGUUCAAGCUGACACCUGGGUACGUGAUAAUAAAUUGUAUACAAAGAGAUAAAGUACAGUAUUUCUUAUGAACAUGGAAGCCAUAAACAGAUGACUGAUUGCAGAGGGUUUUCGAAUAAAAACCUGAAGACAAGAAUUCUAAAACUGGUUAAGGUGGUUUUUUUUGUUUUUUGUUUUUUUUUAACUGCAUCUCCAUCUAUAACUAUGCCUUAAGAAGCAUGUAGCCUUAACUUUACCUAAUAACGUUUGUAAAUUGAGCAAUAUAUUCUUGGCUUUUCAAGCAAAUAAUGAUUGACGAUGAAGAAGAAGAAUUUAAUGGUUUUGAAAUGUAUUCUGCCAGGCUGUAGUUUCUAAUUGAUGGGUUUCCCAUGUGGUUUGCUUUAAUUUAGAAAGCAGAGGAGUUCGCAAAAUUUAAACUCUGGAGUUUAAAUGUCUUUUCCCUCCCUUAAAUGUCCCAUGUUCACUGUAUGUAUGCCUGAGUUUAUCAUUGUUUCUCUAAUUGUAUUGUGUUCCUUGGACAAACAUUAAAGAUAUUUGAGGGAUGGUCUAGCCAUAAGGGUUUAAAAGGCUUUGUGGAACAUCCAACAUCCCAACACAAUGAGUUUCUAGAAGGGUGCCAAAUAAUAGAAACAGGGGUUAUUUUUCUGAAGGGUGGUUAAAAAAACAAACAGAAAGAAAACUUCUCAUUCGAUUGACAUUUUUUCCCUCCCUCCCUCUUCAGUGGGGUUAUUGUGUGGCAAGAACAAGAAAUUAAUGUUCUUUCUCAAAACGUAUUUGCGUUUAGCCAUUUUUGUUUAGCUCCCAUCAUUAUUCAUUAUUUCAUAUUAACGAUACACGGAAGACGGAGCAUACCAAGUUAGCUUCUAUAAUUUUUUUUUAAAGUUUGAAAAUGCCGCGUUGUAUCCCGCAUUUUUGACUCUUUAAAAUGUUCGCUUGUGUGUUUUACUUCAGAAACCCAAGUUUAAUUUUUUUUAUAUAUAUAGCUUUUAAACAUACUUUGGCACUUACUCGAGGUUUUGCAUCUCUCGGUGCCAAUUUUCAUCGAAUGACGGGAUAAAUACCGUGAUUUCAAGAUUAGGGCACAGGCAAGGAUAGAUACUAAAUAUCUAGUAGGUUUCUUGAAGAAAAGAAGCAAAUCAGCUACCUAAUUAAAAGCAUCAUCAGUUCAUCUACAGAAAUUUUCAGGGUUACCCGUUGAAUGUUUUAUAGUCAUCAUCACGGCCAUUGCUUUCAUCUCUUGGCGGUAAAUUAUACGCAAUACAAAUAGGCCAAGUACAUGCAGUCAGGCUUGAAAUAAACAAGAGACCGGACUAAGAUGAAAGGUUCUCACUGGAUUUCAUGGGUUUGGGUAGAACGACGAGAUUUUAGUUCCUGUAUAUCUCCGGAACGUUUCUAUUGUGGUCUGUCCAAUUAAAUAUUUCCUUUUUCUGAAGUUGGACUUCAUUUUUGGAAAGGCGCACCGUUCUGAUUUCUUUUGAUCUUCUUAAAUUCAUUUUUGUUAGCAAACCAGCAAAAAAAUAUAUAUUAAUAAAAUAAAUAAGGUUUCUCGAAUGAUCAUUGAACAAGUCUUUUCUAUGACUUCUCGCGUCGUGGUGGAUAAAUAGCAAUUCACUUAAUAACAGCGAAGUACAUGGUGCAGAGGGCAGGAACGAAUUAAGCAAGCAAAUACAUUUUAGUUUGAUUAAACCUAAAUGAACGGCUACACGAAUUCUGUAUUUUUUUCCCCCCAUAGAGCAAUAAAUAUGGGAGUGUUGAAUUAGCUUUUCCUAUGUAGGCAUUACGGAGUUUUCAUUAGAAAAUGUGGACAAGAAAGCAGUUUGCAUUUCCAUUUGUUGAAGGAUUGUUUAACCUUUUACACUUGACUAGAGAAUGUACCCAUAUAUAUAUAUAUACAUAUAUAUAUGUAAUCCACUGUUAUGCUAAAUGUGGCAGUGAUCACAGAAUAAAGUUAUAUGUUUGCAACAUAUCAGCUCAGGCUUAAAGGCCAUCACCGUAAUAAACUUUUUUUUUUCCUCUUGCAAUAUUUAAAAUAAAUAUCAAAAAGCAUGCAUUGUUCAGACGAAAUUAAGUCUGUGCUGUAGAAAUAUAAAAUAAACACAAAUAAGUUAAACCCAAA
This is a messenger RNA of Pantherophis guttatus, 4363 nucleotides long. Lineage: Eukaryota; Metazoa; Chordata; Lepidosauria; Squamata; Colubridae. The record is from RefSeq and is a predicted model, not a curated record.